AGCUUGACUAUGUUGACGGCUACAAUCCACGAAGGCUUUGUACGAGUCGUAGGUCUACAACGGUAGAGAUCUGUACUGUGUGCGCCGCUAGUGUGCAGGGGACAGAUUUGUGUGGUCGUGUUUGAGGCUUGUCAAGGGCUCAGCAAAAUGACCUUCACACAAUCACAUUCAGAGCUUCACUUUUUGGACACAGUUUUGUAGCUCGAGUUCUUUGUUGCCAAAAGGGUUUCUGAUCGUCGUUGCCAUUGUAUGUCUGUCCUGGAUGCGGAGAGUUCCAUUUGUCUAGCUGUCGUGUUCCUCUGUGAUGGCGCAACGGGUGAAGAACGGUGGAAAAUCGAAGGGAAAGGAUGGUGCCCCGGUACCGCCGGACAGAAAGAAGCAUGAUGAUGAGGUGCUGCAGCUCAACAAACAGAUUGAAGACAAGCAGGCCGCGCUGAAGGCUUUUGGCCGCUCGGGCGUCGAUCGUGACGCACAAAGGGAGACUUCUGCGCAGCUUGACAAGCUCUACAGAGAGGGCAGCAAAAUUCGCUCGCAAAAGGAAGCGUGUGUUGAAAAGCGCCACGGAAUUGACACGAAGAUUCGGGAAGUAAACAAUGUCAUCGCCAAGAAGUCUGACGAAGGCAACAAGAUGUCGGCCACGCUGCGCUACAAGUCGGCGGAGCGUGUGGACGAGGCCAUCACGCGCCUAGAGAACCGCAAGCAGAACCGCCAGCUCAGCGCGCAGGAGGAGACCGACCUGCAGACGGAGCUCAAGGAGCUGACGGACUCCAAGCCCAUCAUAAUUGCCUACAACCAAUGCCGCAAGGACAUCGAAGCUGAACGAGAGCGUCACACGGAACUGCGGCAGGAGCGUGAUGCCAUGACUGAGGAGCUGUCUAAGCUACGAUCGAGCGAGGACGAAACGCAUGCGGACAUCGACAAGCUCCGUAGCAGAAUCGACGAGGAGAAGCGCGAGCGCAAGUCACAGAACGAGGACCGUGACAGCUUGCAGCGGGACCUGGAUCAGCUCUACUCGCAGAAGCGCGACAAGUUGACCGCAUUCCGAACGGCGCAGAAUGACUUCCACAUUCACGAGCUGGAUGCGCGCGAUGCAGCCGCCGCUAAGCGUGACGAGGAGAGACGCAAGGCCAGGCAAGAGAGAGCCCUGGACAAGGAAGGCAGGCAGCGCGAACGGCUGGAAUCUGAGGCAGCGAACGACCCGAACAUCGUGCACCGUCAGACGUGCGCCUCGCUCAUCAACUACCUCUCUCGCAUGGCCGUCGUCUCCGAGGCCAACGGCACGGCGAGCUCGGGCUCUUCGGCCGCCGCUGCCCCCGACCUGGAUUCGCUGACGUCGGUGCGAGGUGGUGGUGAGGCCAAGCCCGGAAUGUUCUUGUCACGCAAGACACGUGAGGACGACUACUCUGGUGCCGACAGCCUGUUUGCCGGGAAGGGCAAGAAAGGAAAGAAGGGAAGGAAGGGCGGUGCGGCCGCAGCAGCUGGCAAGGCUAGUGCACGUGCCAUCAAACAUAAUACCGUGGUGCUCCAGCAGUUCCUCUCCGUCGGCGUUAGUGCCCCUCCGUCGGCCUCGGCCGUUCCUGCCGCAGUGGAGGAGCUGAGACAGAAAGAGGCUCAGUACACACGAAGCCUCAUCGAGAAGCACGGCAAGAACGCUGGUAUCGAGGUGGACCUCGACUCCCUACCGCCCACCGCCGCCGCCACCGCUGUCUUGACAAACGGCGUGGACGGCGCAGCGACCAGCAACGGCACAGCUGACGCACCAACAGCCGCCGGCAACGCUCUGAGCAAUGGCGACGUGGCUGUGAGUGCAGCCGCCGCCGACGAAUCAUGAUUGCACACGGGGCGAGGGAGAGAGAGAGGGGGACUGCUUGCCUCUCGGGAGAACGCUAUUGCCGUCGCCCCGCGCACGCUGUAUGACGUGACAACGCGGUCGCAUUGGACUGCCGCCACUGCUGCUGCUGCUUCUCUCGUUCUGCCCGAUGCCGAUGGCCUGCCGGUCGUUCCCUCUUCUUCUAUUCUCCUCGCCUCUCUGCACGCUGUGGACGGAAAGACAGCACGACGGUGACGGCAGCUGGCUCGUAGUAUUCACCGCUUUCUCGCCGGUGGUCUGAGAUAGCAAUGCAGCUUCCGCGGGCGUGCUGCUGCUGCCCGCGGUUAUGAGGCGUGCUGGGCAGCACCGUGUCCUGCGGAGUCUCGGACACGCUCACACGUACACGUGUAGUUUGGAAUCUUGUCGCUGCCCGUCGAUAAGAGAGACUCCUGAGCACUUCUUUGCCACCGAACGAAAACGAAAUUUAAAAAAAAAAACUGUCAAUCGACCGAAAAAUUCCGAUCGGAACCAGUAAGCGUUCUGUUGCUUUCCAAGCCUAGACAUAGUGGGGCACCGCUGAUGAUUGUGGAAAUUUUGUCAUUAGUUUAUUUGUAGAGAUUUAUCUUGGUUGGGCUCGCCACGCCGCCAUUAGAGUAAGCUGAAUGGAGUUAUAGUUGCAGCUGCUCAUAGCACACCGUGGUGGUUAGUUGCGUGUUGCACCCAGCCACUGUGGUGGUGUGGGGCCUUGCGCCGACAUUCUGCACCAGACUGUUUAUUUCGUCGUCGUCAAGGUCUUCGCCAUUUGGCGUACCCACCCCCACCCCCUGCCCCCAUUCAAGACCAACGAUGCUGCGAGAUUUCGCCGGUGACAGGUUUGUGGUUCGUGUCUGUUGCCCCUGCCUGCCAUAUCAUUGUGUUGUCACGUUUGUGGGGCUGCCCCUCACUCGCACACCUAUGCUUUUGGCGCUGCUCCUUCAUCCGUGCUGGCCGCGCGCUAAUGCCUUCCGUUGAUGCCUUCCCUGACUAAUUUGCCUUUACUGGUGGCCAUUUGCUCUGUUGUGCGUGUAGCGCGUAAUGGGAACACGCCAGGCACAAUUUCUUUCUUUUCUUGUUUUCACCCCCCCCCCCCACACACACACACACCCGCCAUGCUUUCAAUGAAUGCUUUGCUCACCGGCCAUGCUUUUUUGCUCCGUCAAACGGACUGUGAGCGGCAGCAGCAGGACGCUCCUGGGCCCGCUUUUGCACGUACUCCCGGUUUUCAUGUGGAAAGCACCGUCGACCCUUUCCGCCGCGCCCCGAUCCCCCUCUCGUUUCUCCCUCUUUUUUUGUACCAAGCUAAAUACUCGUAACCUGAGAUUGAUAUCUGCUCUCGUUUCUUAUCUAUUUUAUAUAUACUUUCUGUGGUGUUGUAUGCAUUGCAACAUUGGUGUCUUG
Sycon ciliatum is the source of this 3247-nucleotide messenger RNA. RefSeq lists its product as uncharacterized. The transcript has 9 exons. The coding region runs from base 305 to 1831 and encodes 508 amino acids. Gene Ontology annotation, molecular function: mRNA binding. Gene Ontology annotation, cellular component: nuclear outer membrane-endoplasmic reticulum membrane network; endoplasmic reticulum; ribonucleoprotein complex. Lineage: Eukaryota; Metazoa; Porifera; Calcarea; Leucosolenida; Sycettidae. The record is from RefSeq and is a predicted model, not a curated record. Gene Ontology annotation, biological process: intracellular mRNA localization.